Schistocerca cancellata (South American locust) is the source of this 516-nucleotide messenger RNA. RefSeq lists its product as uncharacterized. The transcript has 3 exons. Lineage: Eukaryota; Metazoa; Arthropoda; Insecta; Orthoptera; Acrididae. The record is from RefSeq and is a predicted model, not a curated record. The coding region runs from base 1 to 516 and encodes 171 amino acids.
AUGACGCGUCUUCUUUCUCUGGUGUGUGCACUCGCCGUGGCCAGCUUGGCGCUGCUGUCGCGUUGUGAGGCGUCUGACCAUGUGUACCCGUUGGACAAGUGGUACAACCCAUAUUACCACCUCAACCACGAUAAAGGCUACAAGAUUCCCGACCUGGGCGUUCUAGGUGAUGCCAACUACCCGCACUACAAGGGAUACGCCAACUACGUGCGCAUCUACCCCGAGCCCCAUGGUUGGGACAAGCACCCUGCUGGGCACCACAGCUGGGACAAGUACUCCGCUGGACUCCAUGGCUGGGACAAGUAUCCUGUUGGGCCCCAUGGCUGGGACAAGUUCCCUGCUGGGCCCCAUGGCUGGGACAAGUACCCUAUUGGGACUUUUGGGUGGGACAAGUAUCCCAUUGGGUCCCAUGGCUGGGACAAGUUCCCUGCUGAGCCCUAUGGCUGGGACAAGUACCAUGUAGGACCCCACAGCUGGGACAAAUAUCCCAGUGAGUCCCAUGGAUACGCCUGGUGA